GUCGAAUGCACGAAUAAAUUAACCGCCAAAAUUUGAAAUGUCGCACUUCUAGUCAGAGUACUUUUUUUUCCGAAAUAAUCUUUAAUUAUGUCGAAUACAGAAACAAUCCUCUAUUCGCAACUCCAACCAUGGAGUACCGUUGGAGCGACUCCGUGCAUGGAACAAGUUGCGGGCCCUCCAAUGCCCACAAGAACGGGGCAGUACUAUCAAACCCCUCGCCCUCACCCGUGGAGGCCUACACUGGGAUAUGAAACGGUCGAAGUUACUCCCUUACCAAAUCAACAUGCAACCAACUCCAUGGUAGAUCCCUGCUACACUCCUUAUGGAAUGGCUACUGAACCUUUGAAAUUUCCCAAUUUGGUUACCGGGUUUGAAAGAAACCCCGCGCACGCAGCUAGAGCUGCUCUGUACACUCGGUACACCCCUCUGGAAUGGACUCAGAGCAACUUGAGACACUAUAAUGAGUCGGAUACGAAUAGGAAUUAUUCAGAGAGGCUCAGAGGAGAUUUUAUUCGAGUUAUGAGAGAAACUGAUGAAAAAACAGCUCAAGGCCAAAGAGAAUCGGGACGUAGAUUGGGAGAACGCAUAACGGACACUACAUAUUGGAGAAACGAGCUUCGAACCGAACUCGAACGUCUCCUAACCGAAACCAGUCUACUGCAAGAUGCCAAAAGAGCUAUGGAUAGAGCUAUCAGCGACAUUGAAGGUCCGCUGCACAUAGCUCAGGAGUGUCUCUAUCAUAGAGAAAAAAGAACUGGGAUUGAGUUGGUCCAUGACAGUCCCGAGCAAAGCCUUCUGAGGGAAAUUGAAACUUAUAGAGCGGCACAGGCCAAGCUUAGAUGCUUAUCUGACAAGGUGGCCGAUCAAUUGAGAAAUAAUAGAGCUGCUCAGCAUGAGCUUGAAACUGAUGUCACUAGCAAAGAAGGCGCUUUGGGCAUAGACAACAUUUGCCAUCAGCUCAAUAAUUUCUCUAAAGGAAUCAACUAUUAUGGAGGAAUUGAGAAAUUUGAUCCAACCAUAAGCACCACACUCACUUGGUCUGAGAACAGCAAUCGUGUAGUUCAAAAAUCUCAGUCGGAAAGAGGACAUUCUGCACAAAUGCGCUCAGAUAUUGAUAAUAUGAUUAAUACUUGUGCACAAGAGGUAUGGGAUGCUUGGAGUAACACCAAUAACUCCUUGGCGCGCAGAGCUGCUGAAUCCCUAGAGACAAAGAGCAAACUUCAAAACCACCUACACAAGGUUCAACAAGAGCUUUUCGAUUUGGAAAAGAACAUAGAGCUUCUGAAAAAAGCCAUAAUCGAUAAAAGCGCACCCAUGAAAGUAGCUCACACGAGACUAGAAGCCCGAACUCACAGGAAAAAUAUUGAAUUGUGCCGCGACACUGCGCAAGACAGACUAGCAGGCGAAGUACGCGAUUUGCAAGACAGUAUUGAGUAUUUGCACAGGAAACUACAAGAAGCUGAAGCUCAGCAUCAGCAACUUCUGAAAACCAGAGCUAAUCUUGAAGAGGAUCUUCACAACAAGUGCAACUCCUUGUUUAUCGACAGGGAAAAGUGUAUGGGGCUUCGUAGGUCGUUUCCUAUCAGUGCGACUAUAAAGUAUUAAUUUUGUUGGGAGUCGGUCAAUGCAAAAUUUUAGUUGUUGAUACAAAGUUUAGGCAGGUAUUUGUCAAUAAAUUGUACACUGUG
Molecule: messenger RNA, 1688 nt
Organism: Ceutorhynchus assimilis (cabbage seed weevil)
Lineage: Eukaryota; Metazoa; Arthropoda; Insecta; Coleoptera; Curculionidae
Source: the annotation of a GenBank genome assembly